This is a messenger RNA of Chrysoperla carnea, 2743 nucleotides long. Its product is annotated as thyroid receptor-interacting protein 11-like. The record is from RefSeq and is a predicted model, not a curated record. Bases 279 to 2456 code for a protein of 725 amino acids. The transcript is spliced from 12 exons. NCBI's taxonomy places the organism in Eukaryota, Metazoa, Arthropoda, Insecta, Neuroptera, Chrysopidae. Gene Ontology annotation, biological process: Golgi organization; endoplasmic reticulum to Golgi vesicle-mediated transport. Gene Ontology annotation, molecular function: small GTPase binding. Gene Ontology annotation, cellular component: Golgi apparatus.
UAAUUGAACUCCACAUUAAGUACUCUAUUCUAUAUACAUUUUUACUUCAAUAAAAAGAUUAUAGAUGGCUCAUCUCUACAUAAAAUGAAGAGUGGUGACGUGAGAGAUGACAUUUUAUGUUUAUUAUUAUUUAAAAAAAAAAUGUAGUGAAAAAACAAUUACGGGGCUGGACCUUAAAAAUAAGAAGUGUUUGAAUAAAAAUUAAAUGUGAAAAUAAAAUAAAAAUAAAUGUGAUAUGUAAUUAAAUUAAAUUAACUUUAUAUUUAAAUAAAUAAAAUAUGGCUUGGCUUAAUUUAAAUAAUAGUAUUAAUUCAUUAAAAGGCCAAAUUACAAAUCUAGCGACCGACUUAUUAUCUGAAGGGAUUAUACAGAGUUCAGAUGUGGAUGAAAAUAUAAUUAUAGAAAAUGAUUCACGUCUUCAAGAAUUGGAAAAUCUUGUUUGUGCACAAAAGACUGAGAUUGAAACAUUAAAAGAACAAAAUGAAGAAUUAAGUAAGAAGUUGUUUAAAAAUAAUGAACUGUUACAAGAUGUACAAGUAUCAAAUAUACAACAACAACAACAAGUACAAGUACAAGAUGUAUCAGUACAUGAAUCAACAACAACAAGAACAACAGUUGAACAUGAUGAACAUGAAUGGACAAUGUUUGAUAAUGAUUUUGAAGAAGAUAUUAAUAAUAUAAAUUGGUUAUUAAAGAUACCUGAAGAACUAAAUGAAGAUUGUUUAUUAACAACAGAUAAAUUAGUUACAUUACGUGAUACAUUACAACAAGAUUUUAAUAAAAUACAAUCUGAUUAUAAUCAAUUAAUUCAUCAUAAUCAACAAUUACAACAACAACAAUCUAAUUAUGAGAAUGAAAAUGAAUUAAAACGUUUAAAGAAUGAUUUAGAUUUUUAUAAAAUGGAAUGUGAACAAUUACGUAAAAAUAAUGAAUGUUUAUUUGAUAUUAAUGAAGAUCAAAAGCAAGAAAUUAAUAAUUUAAAUGAAUUACAUGAUAAAAUACAAUUACAAAAUAAAGAAUUAAAACAACAACAACAACAAGAAUGUAUUGAUAAAGAUGUACAAACUGAUAAUAUUGAUAGUGAUAAUAUUAAUAAUGAAUUAUAUAUAAAAUUAAAAAAUGAUUAUGAUGAAUUAUUAAAAUUAAUAAAUUUAAAACAUGUAGAGAAUGUUGGAUAUCAUACAGAAAUACAACGAUUAAAUACAAUUAUAUUAGAUAAGAAUAAUAAAGAAGAACAAUUACAAGAUAAAAAUGAUUUCUUAGAAGAGAAAUGUAAUAAAUUAACAAUAAAAUUAUUAGAUGAACAAUCUAAAUUACAACAAUUACAUAAAGAAUUAGAACGAUUACGUGAACAUUUAUUAAAUAUAGAAGAAACACAUACACAAGAAAUGUUAGAAAAUGAUUUAAAAUUAAAAGAAUUACAAAAUAAAUUAAUGAAUUUAGAACAACAUUCACAAGAUUCAACAUCAAUAUAUACAUCAAUAUCAAUACGUUAUAAUCAACAAAUAGAAACAUUACAAAAACAAAUACAAUUAUCUAAUCAAGAACGUGAUCAAUAUCAACAACAAUUAUCAAUAUUAGAAGAUCAACAUUUAAAACAAUCAACUGCUAUCACGAAUUUACAAUGUGUUUUAGAACAAUUUCAAAAAGAUAAAGAAAAAGAUAUAAUAGAAAGUACAUUAUUAAUACGUAAUGAAUUAAAUAAAGAAUUAGAAAAUAAAAAUGAUUUAUUAAAAGAAAUAGAUUUAUUAAAAUCACAAUUAUAUGAAUCUAAACAAGGUUUAAAAGCUGCAACACGUUUACAAGAACAAUUAGAAAAGGCAAGACAUCAAGUUUGUACAUAUCAAGAUCAAAUUGAGAAAUUAAAUGCAAAAAUAACAACACAAGAAGAACUAUCUAAAGAAUUAACAUCACAUGCUAUCGAUAAAGUGGAUAAAACUUUAAUCAAGAACUUAUUUAUGGGUUAUCUACAAACCUCCUGUACCAAUCCAAAAUACCAUCAACAAAACAUGGAUACACAGAAAAUAUUAAAAAUCAUUGGAACGGUCUUGGAUUUUAAUCAAACUGAUUAUGAGAAGAUAUAUGGGGGAUCUGGUGGUUCAUCUUGGUAUCAAACAAUAAUGAAACCAACAUCAAGACAACAAGGUGCUGAUCUUGGACUUGGAGAGAGUUUAUCAGAAGCAUUUAUUAAAUUCUUAGAGAAUGAAUCACGACCAAAACCUACAAAACCUCCAUUAUUACUUGUCAAUAAUAAUGGAAGUAAUAGUAGUCGUAAGAAUUCAACAACAGAUGGUUCUACUGUUGAUUUAAAUCCAACAAGUAGUAAUAGUAUGACAUCAUCUUCAACAGCUGCUGGAUCAUUAUUAUUAAAUGAUGUUUUACUUCCUACUUUUGAAGAUUUUGCGCAUACUCGUAGUUCUAGUUCGAUUUUAAAAGAUGUUUUAAAUAAUAAAUAAAAAAUACCUCAUCCCAAUUAAUUACCUCCUCCUUUUUUUAUUUGCAGCCGGUUUAUAAUAUUAAGUGGGCUUGUUUGUAACUCCCGAUCAACAAGGGAAAUUUACGAAAAUUUUAAAAACUCGCCACAAAUUGUUCCAAACUAUAAAAUUACUUUUUUUUUUCUUUUCCAAACUGAACCGAUUUCGAAAAUUUUAAUUUUUUCGGGUAUGAAACCCUAAAUUCGUACUUGAUACAUAACUAAGAGCACUCUUCAUUAAAUUACCUUAAAAACAAGACAAAAAAAAAA